Messenger RNA from Cyprinus carpio (common carp), 2894 nucleotides. Its product is annotated as gastrula zinc finger protein XlCGF57.1-like. Bases 279 to 1619 code for a protein of 446 amino acids. The transcript is spliced from 3 exons. The record is from RefSeq and is a predicted model, not a curated record. NCBI's taxonomy places the organism in Eukaryota, Metazoa, Chordata, Actinopteri, Cypriniformes, Cyprinidae.
GUUGUGAUUCGGUUGAAGGAAGGUUCGUGUUUUAAGAAGGUGUUUGUUUAAAGCCAUAGAAAAACAGUUCAGUGUAAAGUCACGUGACACGCUGUUAUAAAGAUGGAGUUUAUUAAAGAGGAGAGUGAAGACGUGAAGAUUGAAGAAACAUUCAGAGUCAAACAUGAAGAUACUGAGACACAAACAGGGCCAAAAAGAAGGGGUUCUGCAGGGAUUUCGAAGGACAUUGAUGUCCCCCAUAAUCGACUUCGCUUUAUGCACUUUUUACCUCUAGUGUGAUGCCCCUGGUUCUUAUAGUGCUGAAAAAGGAGAGUGAAGUGCUGAUGGAAAUGGAAGAAGAAGAUCAAUAUAAGAAUCGUGAUUUCACAGCAGAAGAGAAAACUUUCAGUUGCACCCAGGCUGAAAAGACUUCCUCGCGGAAAAGGGCUAAAAAGUCAGGAAUUAAAAGUAAUUUCACCUGCCAACAGUCUGAAACGCCUUUCAAACAAAAUGAAAAGCUUAAGGUCCACACGAGAGUUCACUCAGGAGAGAAGACUCGUACCUGCCAACACUGUGGAAGGCAUUUAUCUAAAAAAGAAAGCCUUAAAAGACACAUGAGAGUUCACACUGGAGAGAAGCCUUACACGUGCCUUCAGUGUGGAAGGUGUUUCCGUUUUAAAGGGAACCUUAAAGUUCACAUGAGAAUUCACACUGGAGAGUGCCCUUUCAUCUGCCAACUCUGUGGAAACAGAUUCGCUCUUAAAGGGAGCCUUAAAAAGCACAUAAGUGUUCACACUGGGGAGAAACCCUACACAUGCUCUCAAUGUGGAAAGACUUUUGCUGUGAAAGAAGGCCUUAACAGACACUCAAGAAUUCACACUGGAGAGAAACCGUACACAUGCUCUCAAUGCGGAAAGCCGUUUGCUCAAAACGUAACUCUUAGGAGACACAUGAGAAUACACAAUGGAGAAAAGCCUUACACAUGCCUUCAUUGUGGAAGGAGUUUCACUCAAAUUGGAAAUCUUAAAGUCCACAUGAACAUUCACACUGGAGAGAAGCCUUUCACCUGCCAACAGUGUGGAAAAAGUUUCUGCCAUAAAGGAAACCUUAAUUCCCACAUGACCAUUCACUCUGAAGAGAGCCUCUUCACCUGCCAACAAUGUGGAACAAGCUUCACUCAAAAAGGAAGCUUUAACAAACACAUUGUAAUUCACACUAGAGAGAAGCAUUUUACCUGCCAACAGUGUGGAAAGAGUUUUGAUCAACAUGAAAACUUUAAAGCCCACAUGAGACUUCACUCUGAAGAGAAAUCCUACAUGUGCACUCAAUGUGGAAAGAGUUUCAGUCAAAAAGGAACCUUUAAAUGCCACAUGAGACUUCACUCUGGAGAGAAAUCCUACACAUGCCCUCAGUGCGGAAAGAGUUUCAGUCAAAAACGUCACUUUCAAGACCACAUAAGAAUUCACACAGGAGAGAAACCUUUCACAUGCCAACAUUGUGGAAAAAGUUUCAACCGAAAAGGAAGCCUUAACAGGCACAUCCGAGUUCACACUGGAGAGAAACCAUUUACAUGUGGUCACUGUGGAAAAAGUUAUAGAUAUAAAAGAACCCUUAAGUGCCACAUGAGAAUUCAUGUAUGAGAGAGCUGUUUUUGUAUGUUGUGUGGAAUUAAUUUGAGAGACUGUAUAAUGUGCUGAUUAUUGUUACAGUAUGAAAUUCCCUAUUAUUUCCAAUGACUAUGAGGAGUAAAGAAGCCAGAGUCCUGAAUUAGAUUCAUUGUAUUGAUUAGUCAAAUGAAGAAUCAACUAGUAACAAUUUUACAUUUCAACUGAAGGAUAAAUCUGUAACAAAUAAAAUGCAUAAAACAUGUAUGCCUGCACAAAAUAAUGAACGCUAACAAAAAAGGCUUAUGAUUCAAAACAUACAGUGCAAGGCCAGGGCUUUCAACAGGGCUUUUUGGGCUAAUAGCCUAGGACCUUGAGCACAAAGCCCAAAAUCAUGCUGCGUUUCCACCGCGGUGCCAGAAGCUCGACAGCACUUACUAAAACCUGCUCUUAACACACCUCCCUUGAACACCACACAACUCCAUCAUUUCACCAACAAAGGGAAGUUUUAGCAGUCGGGAAAGUAGCAAGAUUGCAAAAUGAACAUGAUAAAUGAUUGAUUUUAUUACUUAAAGAUUUAUAAUCCAACGUUUUACCAUAGUUUCACAAUAAGAAAAAAAAAGAUACAUUGAUAGUUCAUUUAUUUUAGAAUUGCAGCGUAAUCAUACAGAGAUAAAGUGGAUUUUACCAUUAUUUCACACAAAAGGAUUGGUACUCCCCCUUCUAAUGAACUACUUUAGUCAUUUCCAUGAGUACAACUCUUAAUGUUUAAACAUAAUGAUAUUCUAGGGAAUAGUAACAGUUUGGACAGAACCCUUUUCUAUUCUAACAUGAAAAUUUCUCUGUGAACCAACAAGUGUAUUCCAUAAAGAUGGUAUCGGUCACUCAGAAUGUAUAUUUAAUGAUGUAAAAAAUGUUUAAUAUUUCUGAAUAAGAUUAUAGACGUAUCUAUUUCAUUGCGAGUGCACUGCGCUUCCACAGACAGUCCACCCACACGCGCUUUUGAUUGGCUGUGAUAUUGAUUCUGUCGGGGUGGGCGUCGAAACAGUUUCCAAAUGAAAUUCAGGUCCUGAGUUUAACUGAUAAUAUUGGUUAACUGAAUUAUCUCAGCAUGUCUAACAGAUAUUUCUUGUUGGAUGACGGACCAUCACCUUCAACUCAACCUGGCUAAAGGCCCUUUCACGCGGGAAGCGUUUUGUGCAGUUGAGGCGAUGGUCUCAUUGCAGUCUUGGAGCAGACGCUGCCAUAGUUACAACUGUCAACAUCACCUUUGUAUUACUAAAAACUAAAUAAAAAAAUGUGUUUGUGUCA